AUGGCUAAGUUUUGGUGUUCUUUAUGGAUAAUCACAAUACUUCAACUGUCACAAUUGGCCAUUUCUCGGCCUGAACGGGUUCCAACACCACCGCUUCCAGUCCUACCACUCCCAACAUUUUCUCAAUUGAAAUGGCAACAAAGAGAGCUCAUAAUGUUCCUUCACUUUGGUGUCAACACAUUCACGGACUCCGAAUGGGGCACCGGGAAAGAAAACCCAGCCAUAUUCAACCCUGUUGGUCUCAAUGCCAACCAAUGGGUUACCGCUGCUGCAGAAGCAGGGAUUUCUCUCAUGAUCCUCACUGCAAAACACCAUGAUGGAUUUUGCUUGUGGCCUUCUAAAUAUACUGAUCAUUCUGUUGCAUCUAGUCCUUGGAAAAAUGGCCAUGGGGAUGUUGUGCAAGAGUUUGUGACUGCAGUCAAAGCUCAUGGCGGCAUCGAUGCUGGAUUAUACCUGUCACCAUGGGAUCGCCAUGAUCAAAGAUAUGGACAUGAUUUGCAGUACAAUGAAUACUACUUAGCUCAGUUGCAAGAGCUGCUUAACAAAUAUGGGAGGGUGAAGGAGAUAUGGUUUGAUGGGGCAAAGGGUAAAAAUGCGAAGAACAUGUCCUACUACUUCACAGAUUGGUUUGCAAUGGUGAGAGAGUUGCAGAGUUCAAUCAAUAUUUUUUCGGACGCUGGUCCCGAUGUGAGAUGGGUGGGAAAUGAGCAAGGAGUUGCCGGCAACACGAGCUGGUCUACCAUCAAUAGUACCUCGCUGUCAAUCGGAAAUGCAAGCAUUAUUGAUUAUCUCAAUACGGGUGAUCCAAAAGGGACCAAUUGGUUGCCCGCAGAAUGUGAUGUUUCAAUCAGAAAAGGAUGGUUUUGGCAUAAAUCACAGUCACCAAAGAAGUUAAGCGAGCUUUUAGAGAUAUACUACAAUUCAGUAGGAAGAAAUUGUGUGAUGUUACUUAAUGUACCACCCAAUUCAACAGGGCUUAUAUCUGAAGCAGAUGUUCAGAGAUUAAAAGAAUUUAGAAGUGCAAUUGACACAAUAUUUUCUACCAAUUUAGCAGAGAAAUGUUUCAUAAAAGCUAGUAGCCAAAGAGGGGGAAAGGGGGGUGGUUUUGGUCCCGAGAAUGCGUUAGAUAGUGAUCAUCUGUGGACAUAUUGGGCACCAAGAGAUGAUGGUGACAAAAAGGAACAUUGGAUUGAAAUGGGAGUACCAAAUGGAGGGCUGACAUUCAAUGUGGUCAGAAUUCAAGAAGCCAUUGGGCUUGGUCAAAGGAUCAUAAGGCAUGAAAUUUAUGUAGAUGGCAAGAAACUAGUGGAAGGGACAACAGUGGGAUAUAAGAGGCUUCACAGGCUUGAUGAGGUUCACGGUCGGGAUGUGAGGAUCAUAAUUAAGGAAUCAAGGGGAUUGCCUUUGAUCUCUUCCGUUGGUUUGCAUUUUGACCCAUAUUGGAACCCAAACUAG
Molecule: messenger RNA, 1455 nt
Organism: Durio zibethinus
Lineage: Eukaryota; Viridiplantae; Streptophyta; Magnoliopsida; Malvales; Malvaceae
Product: alpha-L-fucosidase 1-like
Biological process (GO): fucose metabolic process; glycoside catabolic process
Cellular component (GO): lysosome
Molecular function (GO): alpha-L-fucosidase activity
Source: RefSeq, a predicted model, not a curated record